AUGGCCACCUCUGACGAGUCAGACAAGAUGCCUACCCUCCCUGAACCCCUUAACCCCACUACUGAUCUUCAUCAAGAACCUUUGGACGCUAGGAUUAUCAUUGCCUUACUUGGAACUGGAUCGUUUCCCCCUUCCUUCUGGGGCUCCCUCCCUUCCUUAAAUAAUAGUAGCCAUCAAGUAACAGACCACGAGACUGAACAGAAGGUUCAAAAUCUCGUAAAAGUAAUUAAAGAUAUUCUUAAAAAUGUGGCAAGUUCUGAAGAGAGUAGCAUAGAAGUAAAAGAAUCUGGUGAGGAAAGCGGUAUCUCCAAGGAUGUCUCAGAACUUGAAAACAAAAUCAGAGGACUCGACCAAAGGAAUAAAAUUCUAUUGAGAAAACUGCUUGUUAGUUUAGACCCAGAGAAAGAACACAAUGCAAAGAAAGAGGAGAUGAUGUUGGAAAACCUGAACAACAACAACGUGGCACAAGUUUUUGCAAGGGAUUCAAUAAAUCACUCAGAAGAAAAAACAGCCUUCAAUGGAACUCAACUAAGCAACAACAAAGCAGAACACGGAUUCCUUGAUAUUCAAGAAGAAAAUCAGAAAUUUAGGAAGGACAUGGAGCAACUGCUACAGGAAACAGAACACUGGAGUCAACAACACACUGAGCUCAGUGAACUGAUAAGAUCCUAUCAGAAAUCUCAGAAAGAUAUAAAAGAAACUCUUGAAUAUGGUGGAGUCCGUUUCCAUGUCCAGCCAGAUAAUGACGCAGCGGCUCAGCGUAGGCUGGAGGAGCAAGUGAGGCAGCUGAACCACAACUCCCAUGCCGUGCACCUGCUCGCAGCCUUGCUGGAGAAUGAGUGCCAGAUCUUACAGCAGAGAAUAGAGAUUCUCAAGUGGCUGCAGCAGCAUCAGCAAGAGAGAAUUCUACAAGAGGAGCCAAUUCAGCACAAGAAAUAUCAGAACCCAUCAGGAGCAGAGAAAAUAGAAAUUUAUAAGCAGAGUAUGCAAAAAAGGGAGCACGAAUUUCCAAGAAAAGGCAGAACCCAUAGAAGGCUGGAUGUUUGUCGUAGUAAGAAAGCUUCCAACAACCGGUUCAAUACUCAAAUCGCAAAAUCUCUUCUGGGAAUAAAGAGGCCAUCCAGCUGCCUAAAGUAG
Otolemur garnettii (small-eared galago) is the source of this 1137-nucleotide messenger RNA. RefSeq names its product spermatogenic leucine zipper 1 (gene SPZ1). Bases 1 to 1137 code for a protein of 378 amino acids. The transcript has a single exon. Gene Ontology annotation, molecular function: DNA-binding transcription factor activity. The record is from RefSeq and is a predicted model, not a curated record. Gene Ontology annotation, cellular component: nucleus. Lineage: Eukaryota; Metazoa; Chordata; Mammalia; Primates; Galagidae.